Kwoniella shivajii is the source of this 1032-nucleotide messenger RNA. RefSeq lists its product as uncharacterized. Gene Ontology annotation, cellular component: nucleolus; preribosome, large subunit precursor. Gene Ontology annotation, biological process: maturation of LSU-rRNA; maturation of 5.8S rRNA. The record is from RefSeq and is a predicted model, not a curated record. The transcript is spliced from 8 exons. NCBI's taxonomy places the organism in Eukaryota, Fungi, Basidiomycota, Tremellomycetes, Tremellales, Cryptococcaceae. Bases 1 to 1032 code for a protein of 343 amino acids.
AUGCAGUCCGACGAUAUCAUCUGGACAGUCAUAAAUCAUCAGUUCUGUUCUUAUAAAGUCAAAACAACGACACAGAAUUUCUGUAGAAAUGAAUAUAAUUUAACUGGUUUCUGUACGAGACAAUCUUGUCCUCUGGCGAAUUCAAGAUAUGCAACUGUCAGAGAGAAGGACGGUGUAUUAUACCUAUAUAUGAAGACUAUUGAAAGAGCACAUACACCUGCUAAUAUGUGGGAGAGGAUAAAGUUAUCUAAUAAUUACGCUACAGCUUUGGAGCAGAUCGAUAAAGAACUUGUAUACUGGCCAAAUUUCAUGACUCAUAAAUGUAAACAACGUAUAACGAAAAUUACGCAGUAUCUGAUCAAGAUGAGACGAUUGAGUUUAACAGCUCAACCGAAGAAGGUAGGAAUCAAGAAGAAGCUCGAAAGGAGAGAAGCGACUCGUGAAAGAAAAGCAUUAGCAGCAGCGCAUUUAGAAAAGAAUAUCGAGAAAGAAUUGUUGGAGAGAUUACGUUCAAAAGCAUAUGGAGAUGCACCAUUGAAUGUCAAUGAGGACGUAUGGAGACAGGUCCUGGAUAUGGAUAGGAAAGGAAAAGAGAAGGAAUUAGAAUUAGAUAUGGAAGAUGACGAAUCUUUAGCAGAUGAAGACGAGGAAGAAUGGGAAGGUGGUGAAAGAGAAUAUAUAGAAGAUACAGAUGAUGAAAGUGUAGCGGAUUUAGAAGAUUAUACAGGCAGUGAAUUCGACGAAUUCGACUCCGAAGAAGAAGGUUCCGAAGGACAAGAAUUCCCCUCUGAUCUUGACGUGUCAGAUGAAGAAGGUGCAGAUGGUGAAGGAAACGACGAGCCCAUAUCCAAGAAGACUACUCCAUCUACUAAACCUGCAACUGCAUCUGGACCUGGACCGGUGGCAGGUACCAAACGUAAAGCUCCUCCUAAAGGUGGUGCAGCCAAGAAGGGAACUAGGAAACCUAAGGUUGAUGUGGAGUAUGAGAUGGAGACUGAACCUCUUUCUAGGGAGAUGUUGAAGAAUUGGUAG